Suillus clintonianus is the source of this 651-nucleotide messenger RNA. RefSeq lists its product as uncharacterized. The coding region runs from base 116 to 511 and encodes 131 amino acids. The transcript has a single exon. The record is from RefSeq and is a predicted model, not a curated record. Lineage: Eukaryota; Fungi; Basidiomycota; Agaricomycetes; Boletales; Suillaceae.
UAAUCCGAGUCAAGUCAGGCGCAAGAACAAAAAUCAUUCUGUAACUCGCAACACCCAAGGCCACCAGCAGCGAGGGCCACAGGCAGAAAGGCCUCAACAGCGUUCGCCGGAGGCUAUGUAUUUAAGCAGGUACGUACAAGGCAACAUCGCGCGGUCUUCGCUGAAUAUAUGCAUGACGCAUCUAGCGCGUUUUGGCGGGGCCCCCCAGAUGAUGGCAAACAAAAUUGGGAAGGAGGACGCCGUGAGGAACGCCGCAAUCUGGACGAACGUGCAUCUCGGAGAGCCGGAGGAACCGAUCGGCUUCGGGUUAAGCGUAGCUCCGUUAAGGUUGAGGGUGAGGACGAGGAGUUCAUUAAGGUCGGCCACGAGAUGUGCCCUACUCACAUGUGGCCCCCGGGGAGUGUGUGUUUAUUAUCUGCAAAGCUCUGCUCUUUCCACUGAACCCCUUCACGGCAUUGUUGUGUUUCGCACAGGUACACUUUUAGGAUUCAAUAUUCAGGAGCUGCCUUAAAAAUAGCAUAUGACGCAUUUCUCGCACGUAUUGAACCACUCCGUGCUUAACGUACGACAUUGGUUGGCCCGAACAUUGAAAGUACGCACGAUCCUACAAGUACAUUGGCAAGAAUAUUUCAGAAUUCGCUACACUUCGGC